CGUCGCCGUUGUUCUUCUUACUGCUGCUGUCCAUCGCCCGCUCAAGAUCUUCGUCUGUUAUUCAUGCUCCAUCCCCUUUCCUCAUUCGCCAAUCUUCAGCUUCUUCGUCGUGCUCGUUGAGUCGGUGUGCUCCAACCCCUCUUCCUGCUCACUCGCGCUUCGGCCGCCGUCCCUCAUCGUACUCAUCACCUGGUCGCCGUCGUCUGUCGCGCCGGUCCUCUCUCCAUCAAAUUUAGGGUUACUAACGGAUUUAUUUUCUGAUUUGACAAUUUGAUGCAGCAAUCGGGUUUAAUGUUGAAAUGGUCAACAUUAAAUUUCAAGUUUGGGAUUUAGCUCUAGAGGUUAUGCCAAUGUUCCAUGGACAAAGGAAGAUAAAGUUAAGGUCUCGCUGGUUAUGUUUGGUGGCUCUGAAAAGUAUGUCUCUGCUUUGUAUGUUGCAGCAGUGAAAGCUAAUUCAGCCAAAAAGAUCGAGUUUGAGAUCUUUCAUUUUUCAGUUUAUUAAGUUUUUUUGGUUAAACAAGGGUUAGAUCAGUUGGACCAGUAAAUCAGUGAACCAAGACUAAAGUGGUUCAAUGACCGGUCCGGUUUUCAAACCUUGCUCCCUCAGUCCUCUCCCAGCCCCUCUCUGGGUCACUGCACUGCUGCCUGCUUGAGUACCUGCCUCUGCCUUACUCUUCCGCGGUGCCGCUGGCCGCCGCCUCUACCUCGCUGCUGCAUUGCUGCCUGCCUCUGCCUUGCUCUUCUGCGACGCCACUGCCCCUGCUUCUCUCUGCCCGAAGCCAGCCAUCUCAGCCUUUAAGGGAAACACAACUGCACAAGUUCCUUUCUUCUUCGUAGCUCGCAGCCGCCGCUCCUGCAACUUCUUGUUUACACGUGCUGCCGUCAACACCAUUGUCAGCCACUGGAAUCAAAAGUCCCCAUUAAAACCCUACUCCAAAGAUGCAGCAUGAUGAGGUUAUAUGGCACGUUAUUAGGCACAACCAUUGUAGUUUCAUGGCCAAAAUUACGACGGGGAAUUUUUGUAGAAAUCCUUACAAUGUUACUGGACUUUGCAAUCGAAGCUCGUGCCCCUUAGCUAACAGUCGCUAUGCUACUAUACGAGAGGAAAAUGGUGUGUUUUACCUUUACAUGAAAACUAUAGAAAGAGCUCAUGCGUGUUUUUAUAUGUAUUGGCCUAAGCUUCUUAUACACAAAACAAAGCAACGAUUGACCAAAAUGACCCAGAUGCGGAUACGUAUGAGGAAACUUGCGUUGAAGACAAGGGAGAAAAUAAUGACAACUCCAAGGAAGGAGAUAAAGAGAGAGGCUAGAAGAGAAGAGAAGGCUGAAAAGGCAGCUUUGUUAGAAAAGUCUAUUGAGAAAGAGCUACUGGAGCGCCUUCAAAAAGGAGUUUAUCAACAAAGUGACAUUUACAAUUAUCCUAUUGAACAAUACAAUAAAGUUCUUGAUAUGGACAACCUUCAACCUGCUGAGGAAGAGGAGGAGGAAGCAGAGAUAGAGUAUGUGGAAGGUUAUGAUGAACUUGAAGAGGAAGAUGAUAUGGAGGAUUUUGUUAAUUUUAGAAUUGAUGAUGCUGGUGGUGAUGACAAUGAUGAAAAUGCUGGAAGCUCUGAAGAUGAAGAGGCAGAAGCAGCUGCUCAGAGAAGGGUAAAACGGAAGAAUAAGUUAGCUUCAAUGAAAUCUGAGAAGGAUUCUGUUGAUCUUAAAUCAAAGAAGGCAAAGGUCCUUGUUGAGGUUGAGCGUGAUGAUGCCGAUGAAAGACAAAGGGAGGUAUCCGUACGGUAGUUGCACUUGGUGACUCGGCACUGGUCAUUGAUAGGAGAGGAAACGAGAGGCGCGAUAGGAGAAACAAAAUUUUGGUUCAGUUUUAUUAGUUUGUUUUGUACCCAGACGAGAAGAAAGCGCAGAAAUUCAUUUUUUUUUUUUAUUUCCAACUUUUGAAGGGCAGUGUUGUCAAAUUUCAUAACACGAGUCUAGGUUGGUUGGAAAUUGGAAUGGUAUGGAGCUUCAGCAUCUCAAUCCAAUGUUGGUCUCCGUUAUAUGACGGAGAGUAAUGAUGUGUACUAAAAUCUUGGAUAACAUGUAACAUGGUGUUCGACUGUUUGCUAUAUUUAGAUCCCUUAAGAAAGCUGAGACUCCUUAAGCUAAGACAUGUUAUAUUUUACUAAUAUGAAUGAAUACAAACUCUCUAUCCAACAAGCAGAAUAUUUAUA
This is a messenger RNA of Arachis ipaensis, 2213 nucleotides long. Lineage: Eukaryota; Viridiplantae; Streptophyta; Magnoliopsida; Fabales; Fabaceae. The record is from RefSeq and is a predicted model, not a curated record.